This is a messenger RNA of Magnusiomyces paraingens, 1719 nucleotides long. RefSeq lists its product as uncharacterized. The record is from RefSeq and is a predicted model, not a curated record. Gene Ontology annotation, biological process: amino acid transmembrane transport. The transcript has a single exon. NCBI's taxonomy places the organism in Eukaryota, Fungi, Ascomycota, Dipodascomycetes, Dipodascales, Dipodascaceae. The coding region runs from base 1 to 1719 and encodes 572 amino acids. Gene Ontology annotation, cellular component: membrane. Gene Ontology annotation, molecular function: amino acid transmembrane transporter activity.
AUGUCUGAAUAUAAAAAAACAUCCUUUGAAAAGGCUUACGAAGUUACAGAUUCUACAGCCCAAACAGCAUCUGCAACAACUACUACAAAUUACCCCCCAGAAUACGAUGCAUUCUCAACAGAUGCUGAAAAGGGUGUCACUCUUAAUAUGACUUCCCCAGAUGGCGUUGCUGUCUCUGGUGAUGUUUCCCAAGGUGAAGUCAAACGUCAACUUAAACAACGCCAUGUUUCUAUGAUUGCUUUAGGUGGUACCAUUGGAACUGGCCUUUUCAUUGGUACUGGAUCUGCCAUUUCAGAUGCUGGCCCCGUUGGAUCUCUUAUUGCUUAUAUCUUUAUGGCAACUGUCGUUUAUUCUUUAGCUCAAUCUAUUGGCGAAAUGGCUACUUUUAUUCCAAUCACUGGCUCUUUUACUGUCUUUUGCUCCCGCUUUGUAUCCCCUGCCCUUGGUGCUUCCAUUGGUUGGCUCUAUUGGUUCUCUUGGGCAAUCACUUUUGCCAUUGAACUUUCUAUUGUAGGACAAGUUAUUGAGUUUUGGACUUUUGCUGUUCCAUUAGCUGCUUGGAUUGGCAUCUUUUUUGUCAUUUUCACUUCGCUCAACUUCUUCCCUGUUAAAAUUUAUGGUGAAAUUGAAUUCUGGGCUGCUUCUAUUAAAGUCAUUGCCGUGGUUGGUUGGCUCAUUUAUGCCCUUUGCAUGGUUUGUGGUGCUGGUAAAACUGGCCCCGUUGGAUUCCGUUACUGGCGUCAUCCUGGUCCUUGGGGUCCUGGUAUCUUGUCUUCAAACAAAAAUACUGCUAGAUUUCUCGGUUGGCUUUCUGCCCUUAUCAAUGCUGCCUUUACUUUCCAAGGAACUGAAUUGGUUGGUAUCACUGCUGGUGAAUCUGCAAACCCUCGCAAGACUGUCCCCCGUGCAAUUAACCGUGUCUUUUUCCGUAUUGUUGUGUUUUUUAUUGGCUCCAUCUUCUUUAUGGGUCUUUUGGUUCCUUAUAAUGACCCUCUUCUUUCAUCUGAUACUUCUUACGUCUCCUCCUCCCCCUUUAUCAUUGCCAUUGUUAACUCUGGUACUAAAGUCUUGGACCACAUUUUCAAUGCUGUCAUUCUUACUACCAUUCUUUCUGCUGGUAACUCUAAUGUUUACAUUGGUUCCCGUCUUUUGUUUGCCCUGGGCUCUUCUGGUGUGGCUCCCAAGUUCUUUACAUGGACUUCAAAAGGUGGUGUCCCCUAUAUUGGCGUUAUCUGUACCGCCUUGAUUGGUCUUCUUGGCUUUUUAUCUGUUUCCGAGGGCUCUACAACUGCUUUUAACUGGCUGGUUAACAUUUCUACCGUUGCAGGUCUUCUUGCUUGGGCUGCCAUUUCCUUUUCCCACAUUCGUUUUAUGAAGGCUCUUGAGUACCAUGGCAUUGACCGUAAAGACUUGCCCUUUACUAUGAAGGGUGGUAAAUGGUAUGCUUGGUAUGCUUGCAUCUCUGUCAUUUGUGUCAUUAUUAUCCAAGGCUUUACUUCCUUUUGGGACUUUAACGCUUCUGACUUUAUGACGGCUUACAUUUCCCUCUUUAUCUUUAUUGCCUUUUACCUUAUUUUCCAAUUUAUCAUUUUUAGAGGCCCUCUGUUGCAUUCACCUGAAAAUAUUGACAUUUUCACCGGCCGCAGAGAAGAAGAACUUGUCAUUAUUGAAAAGGAGAAUAUGAAUCUUUGGGAAAAGAUUCUUGAAUUCCUUUUUUAA